GAGGGCCCCGCGGCGGGGCUACCCCGGGAAGGGGGGGGGGGGGGGGGGGUCCGAGGUGCUUCUGACCGGCCGGGCCGAGCAUCGGAGGGGGCACCGCCGCGCCCCGGCCCGCCCUUACCUGCCCGCCCGAAGCGCUUGUGCCCCACGGCGCCCUCAGCGCCUGCCGCCGGCCGGUCCCCCCGCAGCCCCCCGGCGCUCGCCCUCCUCAUGGCCGCUGGGGGGGCCCGGCCGGCCGGCGGUGGGGAACACGGAGCACGCUGCUCCCGCCGCCCCCCGCCCUCCGCUCCCGCCGACCACUUGUCAGCCCGCGCCCCGGUGCAGGUACGGGCAGGGGCACGUCCCCUCCGCCGCUGGCAGGGCUGCGCCGAGCUCCGCCGAAAUCCCCCUUUCCCCCGGAGGGGGAGGGAGGAAAAAAAAAAAAAAAAUUCACACGCUCCCUCUCCAAAUCCUGGCGGACACAAAGCCAGCGUUUAUUCCUCGCUCACUGACUUGGAGGGGAGGGGGAGAGGGAGGGAAACAAAAAUAAAACACAACCUUAGGGAAAGAAAACGAGCCCCCGCGCUGCCCGGGGCUACCGCGCUGGCGGCCGCCGAGCCCCUCUCCGGCGCGGCGGCAGCUCCCGGGACGGGGCGAUCCCCCCCGCGGCCCGGCCCGGCGGCUGCAACUUUUCCGCCUGCAGGAAGCUUUUGGUGCGGCUGGAGGCUGGGGCUGCUCGGCGGCGGGGCAGCGUCCCCCGCUCGGCGGGGCUGCGGGGGAGUCGGGGUGCGGGAGCGCUGGGGUCCGCGGGGGUGUUGCGGGGGGUGGGGUGGGGGGAGAAAGUGGGUGCUCGGGGAGGGGGUUUCCUCCCCUUUCGGGGGGCCGGCGCGGGCAGCGUGUGUGGCCGGACGGGGCAGCCGUCCCGCGGGGCUCGGGGCUCCACCGCCCCGCCGCAGCCCCACUUUGUUCCCCCGCUCUGCGGGGCGCGGAGAGAGGCGCGGGGGGCGCGGAUCCAUCUCCCGCGGGCUCAGGAUGCCAGACCGCCCCGCGGGGGGAGGGCGGAGGGAAAACAUCAAAAAACGGAAAGAGUUUGGAGUUUCGUUAAGAAACAGGCGAAACAAAACGCUGAGUUAAAAAAAUAAAAUAAAAGCCGAGAACUUGGACCAAAAGCCCAGAAGGCACCCCCCCCACACGUAACUCCGGGAGAUCCAGCUGUCCCGCUCCGCUGCCCGGCGCGGUCCCGUCUCCCCGCAAGGGCGAGCCCCCUCCCUCCCCGCUGCAUUUGGUACAGUAGAUUUCGAGAAAAAGACAAACGAAGCUAUCAGCGGGGAUGAUGUUGAAGAAUGAAGAUAAUAAUGUUGCUAUAGGUGGUACUUCACAUGACAUUAUUUUUCACUGAAUAUUUAAAGAGACGUUUCGGCAGAGAUGGAUACACUCAGCACAGGCUGUCACCCUCUUUACCCUGAGACAGUGGCAAAGAAACCGAACCUGAACGUAUAGAAACGCACACGUUACUUAUAGCUAGCCACAAGUAAAUGCACACAAAAUACCCACGCGGAUCUAUUUACACAUCUGUGUCUGUAUUUCUAACUGUAUCAAUCACUCCAUUAGCUUCCCACGGUUUCUAAUCUAGCCGCUCUCCCAAAAUUAUUCGCGUUUACAGUUUCAUUACACAUUUGUCGAUUACGCUUAAGACAAAUUUCCCCAGAUG
This is a messenger RNA of Falco peregrinus (peregrine falcon), 1687 nucleotides long. Its product is annotated as translation initiation factor IF-2-like. The coding region runs from base 208 to 1110 and encodes 300 amino acids. NCBI's taxonomy places the organism in Eukaryota, Metazoa, Chordata, Aves, Falconiformes, Falconidae. The record is from RefSeq and is a predicted model, not a curated record. The transcript has 2 exons.